AUGCCUAAAAUCUCAGCUGAUUAUCAAGAAGUAUCUCACUUGUACCACAAGCGUACAAACCUUUCGAGAGCGGAAAACAAUAAUCGCAAUUUUCCGCGCACGUACUUGACCAAGCCACCUGCACCCCCGUCAUAUCCCAUAUCUGGCACAAAUCCUUAUUUCACAAACACAAAGUCCGAUCCAUAUUCUGCUACAGAUACAAGAGUCGUUGCAAGACCAUUAUACAAGAUACGUCAAGCAUCUUCACAAGGGAAUGGUUUAUACUCAACUCAAUCGAUACCGAAAGGUAAAUUGAUAUUGAAGGAAUCACCUUUUCUAGUUUUGCCAUUAUAUAACAAUGGUGAGAAUCCACCUAAAGAACUUUAUCACAAAGCUUAUCAUCGGUUGUCUCCUGAAUACAAGACUUUGUUCUGGAGUUUGUAUCAAAGAAAAGAUGAUGAUUCUGAAAAAAGUCAAAGUAUGAAUGUCAUUAACACAAACUCGAUCCCCUUUUCACGUCGACAUGAAUAUGAUGAAAUGGAAGAAAAGGUCAAUUCCUUAGGUUUAUUCAGGACCCUUUCAAGAAUAAAUCAUUGUUGUCGACCUAAUGCUGGUUGGUAUUGGUAUCAAGAAGAUAAUCAGAUGAGAUUAUACGCAUAUACCGAUAUAACCCCAAAUGAACAGAUCACAGUCUCUUAUUUAUCGCAUGACGAUCUUUUACUUCCUUCAAUAAAGCGCAGGAAAGCAUUAUUGGAUGGAUUCGGAUUUGAAUGUACAUGUUCAGCUUGUAACCUUGCUUGGUCUGCCCCUUUGCCUCAAAGUGAAUGGAAUAUAAGGAAAUAUCAAUUUUAUAGAUCUAAAUGGACAAAUCAACAUAUCUUGGAUUACGCAGCAAAUUUCAGUCAAUCUUUAGCUCAACUCGGGACAUCUUUGGACAUACUAUCUUCGGAAAGAUUGUUUGAUCAGAUGGGAGAGGUGUAUGAAAAGAUCUAUGAAGUCUAUGCGGUUCAUGGGAUAUUUCACAAGGCUAAGGCAGCCGCUAGAGAUCUACUCCAACACUACAAAGUUGUUAUGGGUUUUAGAGAAGCCAAUAAGACCUGGGUCGCAAGUCAAGCUAAUGACCCCACCAAGUACCCUUUGUGGGCCAAACUAGCUAAAGCAUCAAGCCGGCAAGGGCGAAGAAAGAGAUAA
This is a messenger RNA of Kwoniella shivajii, 1170 nucleotides long. RefSeq lists its product as uncharacterized. Gene Ontology annotation, molecular function: protein binding. NCBI's taxonomy places the organism in Eukaryota, Fungi, Basidiomycota, Tremellomycetes, Tremellales, Cryptococcaceae. The transcript is spliced from 2 exons. The record is from RefSeq and is a predicted model, not a curated record. Bases 1 to 1170 code for a protein of 389 amino acids.